CGAAAAGACCGCGGUUACAUUCCACUAAUAUCGUCACAUUAGUUUCGAUUCGCCACAUAAGUUUCGAUUCACCAUGUCAUUUGCCUGUCAGAAAAAUAGUUAUUUAAAGGAGUUUGACACAGUCGUGAAAAGCUGUGUUCAAAGUGAACUGAAGACAGGCAAGAAGGAUGUUGUUCAGGGUUUCGAAGUCAUCCUAGAAGACACAAUAUUGUUUCCUGAGGGAGGCGGACAGCCAGAUGACAGAGGAACGAUUAAUGAAGUCCCUGUUCUGCGGGUCACACGGAGAGGGGCGGAGGCCGUACACUUUGUAACCAAGGCAAUAGAGGCUGGCACAUCGGUGCACAUGGUGGUUGACUGGGUGCGCAGGUUCGAUCACAUGCAGCAGCACUCUGGACAGCACCUCAUCACCGCUGUUACUGAGACCUUGUAUGGCUGGCCAACAACAACAUGGAACCUUGGUGAGAAGACAUCUUUCAUUGAACUAGACACACCCAAAAUGACGGAAGAACAGAUGCAAACCCUGGAAUCUGAGAUCAACAAGACUAUCAGACAGGGCGUAAAAGUUUUCCCCACCCUCUAUGAGAACAAGGAUGACCCCGCUCUGGCUGAGGCACGUUGCAGGGGUUUACCAGAUGACCAUGAAGGGCCCGUCAGAGUUCUCGCAAUAGAGGGGAUAGACUCCUGUCUCUGCUGUGGAACACAUGUAACCAAUGUUACAGAUUUACAGGUUGUAAAACUGCUGUUGACAGAAAAGGGAAAGAGGAAGAACUCCAUCAACCUGCACUUUGUAUGUGGUGACCGGGUGUUGCAGUAUCUGGGCAGGGCCGUGCAAGUGGAACGCUCUCUAAACGUGCUGCUCAAGGGACCCCUAGAACAACAUUUUGAGCUGGCAGAGAAGGCAGUAAAAGGAUAUAAAAACUCAAAUAAGACUGUACAAAAUCUUCUGAGGGAUGUGGCAAGCUUGGAGGCAGAGAAGUUUAGAAACCAGUCAGACAAGCCACCAUACUUCAUAUGUCACAGAAAGGAGGGGGAUAUAGACUUCCUUAACACCCUUAUCAAGGAACUGAAUGACGAGUCUUUAUUGACUCUGGCGACAGCAGGAGAAGACAAGGCCCCAGGAUUUGUUAUGAUGUCUGGCCCUGAGGAGAUGGUGAAGGAUCUUGGGCCAAAGAUAAUGGAGCUACUGGAGGGUAAGGGAGGGUUCAGUAAGGGCAGAUACCAGGGCAAGGCCAACAAGCUACAGAACAGGACCAAGGCUGCUCAGCUAGUACAAGAGGCUGCUAAAACCCUCAAACAGACCCCCAGCGAGCCUUAAUAAUGGAGUUAUGUAUUGACACACAGUAUCAGAAGAAUAUGUGCUAUUUGCUGUGAUCUUUUAAUUCAUGUAAGAGAAAUAUCUAAUUUAACAAAUUGAAAAAAUGUCGCCAAAUUCAGUGAAAAUACCUAAUUGUUAAAUAACCUCUCCAUUUGAAAAAAAGAGGCACAAUUUCGAAUAUUACGAUCAACAAUAUCAACUCAAGUAAACUUUCAGCAAAUUAUCUUUAGACUUAAUUGCUACUAAUCUUACAUUUUCCUAAUAACCUUUCCUUUUAAACUCUAGGGAAGCUAGUGCAUUUCCAUGCAUCCCUGGAAUUAAAAAAAUGGAAAACAUUCAUAAUAUUACGAGUGGGACAUUCCAUGAAGGACCAUGAUGACUUAGUCAAAAUCACCUGGUUUAAUAUCAAAAUCCCUUGGUGUAAUAUAAAAAUCAGACCAAAAUCCCCUGGGAAGCCUCUCAGAAAUAUGGCAUGUAUCUUGAUGCAUGAAUUUGUUAUAUCUCCAAAGUUAAGAUAUUUCAAUAGGCUACAAUUUUAACCACUCAUACAAUAAAAAAUGCAAAACUUUGUCACAUGCUUGAAGUGAUGUUCAGCUUUCAUUGGUCCCAUGUUUUUUCAUGUUUGAUUUGAACUGUAAAACAGCUUUUAUUGGUGUUGUAUGUGUUGAUGUGUUUUUCUUGUGUGGGGUGGGGCAACAUAGUCUACUAACUCCCUUUCCUUCUUUUUUUCUUGCCUUGUAUGUAUAAUAUACAGAUUUAUUAUAUAUAUAUUAAUGACCUUGUGUAUAUUAAUGCUGUUUGCUCAUGGGCCAAAGGCCGUUUGGCAUUUGUAUUAAACUAUAGAUCUAUUUGUGAUGUGAUCACAUGGCGUGGAUGUUUUCCAAUUGAAAUAUAAUUUCAUGUAUAUAUGAAUGUAUGCUUACAGUAGUGUUGUUUUACUGUCAGACUCACAGACAUGUUUCUCAGACUUAUAGACAGAUAUAGUUGUGAUGGACAAAAAAUACAAUCUGAUGUUAAUCAUUGGUAAGUCUGUAAAAUGUUGUGUUCAGUCACGUGUGUGGCUUGUUAUGUUGUCAAAUAGUCACAGUGGGGGUUCGAUCUCGUAUAUUCAGUUCUUAUUUAGGACUUUCAAUUUCAAAAAAGAAACCUGAACAUCAAGAUAUUGGGGUGGUUGUUUAUGUAUAGAUGAUGGAAUAAUUUCGUCAUGAAGUUUUUCACAUGACUUUUAACCACUUGUUGAUGACUGUGUUGUUUUUAUUUGUGUUUUUGUUUAAUUAACACACACAAUUGGAACUGUUUACAUACUUUUGUCAUGAAUGGAAUCUUUCUUAUGACUUUUAUCUUUGUUUUGAUGGCUGUGUUUUCAUGUCUGUCUCUUACAGAAUAAACAGACAAAACAGUA
Molecule: messenger RNA, 2717 nt
Organism: Mya arenaria
Lineage: Eukaryota; Metazoa; Mollusca; Bivalvia; Myida; Myidae
Product: alanyl-tRNA editing protein Aarsd1-like
Exons: 10
Coding region: 74-1315 (413 amino acids)
Biological process (GO): tRNA aminoacylation; regulation of translational fidelity
Molecular function (GO): Ser-tRNA(Ala) deacylase activity; aminoacyl-tRNA ligase activity; ATP binding
Source: RefSeq, a predicted model, not a curated record